This is a messenger RNA of Perkinsus marinus ATCC 50983, 477 nucleotides long. RefSeq lists its product as hypothetical. Bases 1 to 477 code for a protein of 158 amino acids. The record is from RefSeq and is a predicted model, not a curated record. NCBI's taxonomy places the organism in Eukaryota, Perkinsozoa, Perkinsida, Perkinsidae. The transcript is spliced from 4 exons.
AUGGCACCAGAAUUGGUCAAUGCUAAUGGGGGAGUCCUGAGGUCUGGUACAAGUGUGAAUGGUAACGAUGGAAAAUAUAGUUCUAGUUACGACAGGCGGGUGAUGAGUGAGUCUAAAGAUAGAGCAGCCUUUAUGAUGAUCAAUGAGGCUAAGGCACGUAUGUCUGACAAGCCUGUCCCUGCCAUCAUCAAAGGUUUACUAGAGGUGGACCCCAGUAAGAGGUUGACCUGUUGCGAUGCAUAUUACAGACUUAACAAACAUAAGGGUAAGGAGAACUCUAUCAUUGAUGACGCAAUGCAUGUGAAGCCUUUGAAGGAUUAUUUCGGCAACUACGACAUCCUAGGUGAUACCAGUACAUUACAGGAGCUUAGACGAUUCUAUCACCUAUUGGAGAUGACCAACCCAACUACUAUCAAGGCAGCUCUGUCCGUCGAUCAUCAUACGCUACCUGACCCCAACGAUAGUCCUUUAAUAUAG